Messenger RNA from Hydra vulgaris (swiftwater hydra), 2175 nucleotides. Its product is annotated as striatin-3-like. The record is from RefSeq and is marked provisional. Lineage: Eukaryota; Metazoa; Cnidaria; Hydrozoa; Anthoathecata; Hydridae. Gene Ontology annotation, molecular function: protein binding.
AUGGAAAUUGAUGCAAAAAUUAUAAAUGGAGUUAACAAAAGUAAUGGAAAUGUUGAAAGUAGCUCUAACCCAAUGGUAUACAGCAUACCAGGAAUUCUUCAUUACAUACAACAUGAAUGGGCUCGUUUUGAAAUAGAAAGAGCUCACUGGGAAGUUGAAAGAGCAGAGUUGCAGGCAAGAAUUGCUUUUUUGCAAGGAGAAAGGAAAGGUCAGGAAAAUCUUAAACGUGACCUUAUUAGACGAAUAAAAAUGUUAGAAUUUGCCUUAAGAAAGGAAAGGCAAAAGUUUCACAAGCUUAAAUAUGGCACUGAAUUGAAGUUACCAGAUAUAAAAGACGAUGAAGAUCAUGAUUUAGCCAAUAAUGAAAUAAUUUCAAAUAAAAAUCAUGAUUUAGUUUUUAAUUAUAAACAAGGAAGGCAACUUUUGCGGCAGUAUCUUCAGGAAAUUGGUUUUACAGAUAAAGUUCUUGAAAUGCGAUCAGCUAGAAUUCGGUCACUUCUAGGAAUUACUACAGAUGAUCUACCCACAGAAGAUGCUUCAACAAAAUCAAAAAAAAAUGAAAAGCGUCAAGAAGAUUUCACAGUGUCAUUAAAUCAAGAGCAAAAUUGUUUUGAUAAUCCAGUUGAUACAGAUUCAACAGAAGUAAUUGAGGAUUCAGUUACAAAAAAUUCUUUAGAGUCAAAAAAAGUUGAACAUGAAACAGGAGAUACAUUUGUUUUAAAAGAUUUCGAUUUUCUUGGUAACGAAGAAUUAAAUGUUGAUGAAGCCUCCAAUAUUCAAAAUGAAGAACAGGAUGAUUGGAGUAAUGUCGACUCUGAAAAACUUCAAAAUAAGAUAAAACAAUUUAAAAAUGAGACAAAAGAUAGAGGGAAAAAAAAGCGACCCAAUAAAGAUGUCAUGAAGAAUAUGCUUCAAACUUUCAAUGCUGGCGAAGAGGAAAUUCUACCACCACCACCUCAGGCUUCUACCCCAUCUGUUCCAAGAGUUUCUGGAGGAGUUGUUGAUGAUGAAAUUCCAGUUAUUGGUGACACUGUGUUGCCUAGCAGUGGAUAUUCUCCUCGUCAAGUAAAGUUAGUUGCAGUUAAUCAUAGUGGAGUUUCAGAUGUUACAGAAGUUGCAAUGGGGCUUGGUGAUCUUGCAGAUCUUUCAGUAUCAAAUGAAUUAGGAAAUCUUGAUAGCAAAGAUGACAUGCGGAAAACAUGGGGUCCAAAAUAUACUUUAAGAAGUCAUUUUGAUGGAGUACGUUCUUUAUGUUUUCAUCCAUAUGAAGCAGCAUUAAUUACUGGCUCUGAAGAUCAUACCUUGAAACUUUGGUCAUUACAAAAAAAUGUUCAAGGAAAGAGAGGCAAUAUAUCAGACUUGGAACCUGUUUAUACUUUCAGAGGUCAUAGUGAUGGUGUAUUGUGCUGUGCAAUAAAUAGCAAUGGCACUGUUUGCUAUAGUGGUGGAUUAGAUUUUAAAAUACAAUGCUGGAAUUUGCCAUCUUUAAAUAUUGAUUUGUUCGGACCAUAUGAUCCAAAUGUUCUUGGAGAUGCUUUAAUUGGUCAUUCAGAUUCUGUAUGGGAUUUAGCAUAUCACAUAGAUACAGAUUUUUUGUUAUCAUGUUCAGCCGACGGAACUUGUAAGUUAUGGAAUCCAUCAAUUAAAUCUCCAUUAUUAGAAACUUACAAAUCACCUGAGUCAGGCACACCAACAUCAGUUAGUUUUGUGUGUACAGAUACUGGACAGGUUGCUGCUUCAUAUACCUCUGAAAGUUGUGUUGUAUAUGAUAUAGAAACAGCUAAACCAAUUGUAACUUUCAGUCCUGAAAAAACAUAUGGUUUGUCUCAAAUUAAUAAAGUGAUUAGUCAUCCAACACACCCAAUUUUAAUAACGGCUCAUGAAGAUAGACAUGUUAGAUUCUUUGAUUUAUCUUCUGGAAAAGAAGUCCAUAGCAUGGUAGCACAUUUAGAUGCUGUAACCAGCUUAUCAAUAGACCCUAGUGGAUUAUAUAUUCUUUCUGGAAGUCAUGAUGGUUCCAUUAGGUUAUGGAGCAUGGAAAAUAAAACCUGUAUUCAAGAAAUUACUGCACAUCGCAAAAAGUUUGAUGAAGCAGUCUUUGACGUUGCAUUCCAUCCAUCACAGCCAUAUAUUGCUUCUGCUGGAGCAGAUGCAUUGGCUAAAGUCUUUGUAUAA